AUGCACAAAAUAACUUUACGUCGCUACACGCCGCUGAGUGCCCUGGUUAAAAUCCACCAAGCAAGUGGGCCAUCAUGUCAGCAACCCGCCUCGACGAGUUCUCCCGCAAGUGUGGUGGAAAUGCCUCCAUGCGACUUCACACCAAAACAAUACAAGGGAAUGUCCAAAGAGCGUAUGUUGAAGAUUCGACAGACAAACUGCCACCCCAUGACCAUGAAGGUCACCUACUACAAGAAGCCGAUGUUCAUCCAUCAGGGUCACAUGCAGUGGCUGUUUGACGUGGACGGGAGGCGAUACUUGGAUUUGUUCGCCGGCGUAGCCACCGUAAGCGUUGGCCACUGUCACCCUAAGGUGACGGCGGCUGCAGAGCAACAGCUGAGGACGUUGGGACACACCACCAACAUCUAUGUUUAUCCGUCCAUCCAUGAGUACUGUGAAAAACUAGCGUCACAUUUGCCUGAUCCUCUCAAGGUGAUCUUGCUGACCAAUAGCGGCUCAGAAGCCAAUGACUUAGCUACGUGCAUGGCUCGAAUGUACACUGGCAACUUUGACAUCAUCAAUCUCAGGGGAAGUUACCACGGAGGAAGCCUGCACACCAUGGGUUUGACUUCACAACCAGGGUACAAAUACCCUGUCGGUAUUGGUUUAGGCUGCGCAAACACCAUGUGUCCUGAUGUGUUCAGAGGUCCAUGGGGGGGAAGCCGCUGCAGGGACUCUCCUGUGCAGACUAUCAGACAAUGUAACUGUGCCCAAGGCUACUGCAUGGCAAAUGAGCAAUACAUUGAACAGCUCAAAGAAACACUUCUCACCAGCGUCCCGAGUCGAAUUGCCGCUUUCUUUGCUGAGCCUAUUCAGGGAGUUGGUGGAGCGGUGCAAUACCCGAAAAACUUCCUGAAGGAGGCGUACAAACUUGUGAGGGAAAGAGGUGGCGUCUGUAUCGCUGAUGAGGUGCAGACCGGAUUUGGCCGGACAGGGAGCCACUUCUGGGGAUUCCAAGGUCAUGACGUUCUCCCUGAUAUCGUGACCAUGGCGAAGGGCAUCGGGAACGGUUUCCCGAUGGGAGCUGUUGUUACAACACGGGAGAUCGCAGACAGUUUCACAAGCGGUGUUCACUUCAACACCUUUGGCGGAAACCCGGUGGCUUGUUCCAUCGGGUCAGCCGUCCUAGAUACAAUCAAAGAUGAAGGCACACAGCAAAACAGUUUGGAGGUGGGCACCUACUUGAUGACUGAACUCGCCAAGCUCAGAGACAAGUAUGAGAUCAUAGGCGACGUCCGGGGCAAAGGCCUGCAGAUCGGAGUGGAAAUGGUCCAAGACAAGGCCAGCAGAAAGCCACUGCCUCAGCAGGAUAUGGCAGCCAUUUUUGAGGACAUCAAAGACAUGGGCGUCCUCAUCGGCAAGGGAGGAGUUUAUGGGCAGACCUUCCGCAUCAAACCGCCCAUGUGUAUCACAAUGAAGGAUGCCGAUUUCUUCCUGUCUGUUUUCAACAUGUCCAUCCAGAAGCACACGGAGGGAAGAUGA
Molecule: messenger RNA, 1521 nt
Organism: Nerophis lumbriciformis (worm pipefish)
Lineage: Eukaryota; Metazoa; Chordata; Actinopteri; Syngnathiformes; Syngnathidae
Source: RefSeq, a predicted model, not a curated record